GACGGUCUGGACCCACUCCUGGAGCGCCACGUGUCGUCAGGACAGCCGGGUUUAGACCAGGAGCGUCGGUGGCGGCGGCAGCGGGAGGAAGGGGCGCGAGCAGGGGGGGGGCCAGAGUGUCGUCCGCUGCCGCCCAGCAUUUGCUGCUGGCAUCAGUGUCCCAGUCCACGUCAGCACCACCUCCCGUGCGGCCAUCACAGCCAGCCCCUUACCCGGGCACGCCUCUCAUGUGGGUGGGUGUGGGCGUGGCGCUCUCGCUCUUCGCCUCCUGGGGCUCCAAGUUCGUCAUGCAGCGCAUGCAGCAAGCCAUGAUGAAGCAGAUGCUCAGCGCCAUGCAAUCCGGAGGCAGCGGCCCGGGCGGCGCAGCCAAUCCGUUUGCGGCAGCUGGCAUGGGCGGCGACGCCAACCCAUUUGCAGCCAUGGGAGGCGGCGACAACCCGUUUGCAGCCAUGGGCGGCGGAGGAGCAGCAAACCCCUUCGGUGGCAUGCCCUUCCCACCACCAGCAUCACCCUCAUCAUCACCCUCCUCCUCUCCCUCGUCCGCCUCCUCUGGGUCGUCCAAGGCUAAACCCUCCUCCACAGCCGCCAAGGCGUCUGCAGACCCUCCGUUCCACUUGUGUGUCGCUCUGUUUAUCUGUGCCAAGUGGCAGCACAAGCGGCAGACCCCAAGCUAUCACCCGACCAUGCUGCUGCUCCUUCCGUUUCCUAAACACCUUCCCGUUUUUCCUCAUCCCUUCCCACGCCUCCUUCCUACCCGUCCCCCUCCCGUCACAGCAGUGGUGGACGUGGCAGCAAAGGUAGCAGACGCCAAGCCGGCUUCUGCUGCUACACCUCCCGCCUCUACCACCACCAGCACUACCAGCACUACCAGCAGCAGCACCCCGUCGUCGUCGUCGUCCUCCUCCUCCUCCUCCACAACCCCAGCGGAGGAGGCGGAGAGCAGCAGCAAGAAGAAGAGUUUCUUCCAAGAUGCUGAGGUGGUGGAGGAGCCAGCCGGGGGAGGCUUCUCCUGGGGGAACACCGGCAGCAGCGCUGGCAGCAGCGGUGGCAAUGCGUCGAAUGCCACUUGGGACACUUCGACCAACUCGUUUGCCAAUGGGGGAGCUGGCGGGGCUAAGGGAAAGAUGACAGUGGAGGCACUGGAGAAGAUGCUCGAGGACCCCAUGGUGCAGAAGAUGGUCUUCCCGUAUCUGCCAGAGGAGAUGAGAGACCCGGCCACCUUCAAGUGUAAGCACCUCCACCCACACCUCUUAUCCUUCAUCCCACCCCUCCCCUCUGUGUCUCCCUCUCCCGCCCUUACCCCUCCUCUCCUACUCUCCCUCUCCCUCUCCCUCCCCACCCCUCCUCUCCUUCUCUCCCUUCUGCUACCCACCCCUCCUCUCCGUCUCUCCCUCUCCCUCCUCACCCCUCCUCUCCCUCUCUCCCUUCCCCUCCCCACCCCUCCUCUCCUCUCCCUUCCCCUCCCCACCCCUCCUCUCCUUCUCUCCCUUCCCCUCCCCACCCCUCCUCUCCUUCUCUUCCUUCCCCUCCCCACCCCUCCUCUCCUUCUCUCCCUUCCCCUCCCCACCCCUCCUCUCCUUCUCUCCCUUCCCCUCCCCACCCCUCCUCUCCUUCUCUUCCUUCCCCUCCCCAUCCCUCCUCUCCGCGUUCUUCCCCAGCACGUGAAGCAAUUUGUUAGGAUGAUGCAGAGCCCCAUGUACCGCCAGCAGCUAGAGAGCAUGCUCGACAACAUGGGAGGCACGGGCUUUGAUGACAGAGUACUGGACAUGAUGAAGAGCUUCGACCUCAACAGCCCCGAAGUGAAGGACCAGUUCUCCCAGCUGGGCAUGUCACCAGAGGACGUGGUGGGUAAGAUCAUGUCCAACCCGAAGCUCGCCGCUGCCUUCCAGAACCCCCGCCUGCAGGCUGCCAUCCUCGAUGUGUCCUCCAAUCCCAUGAACUGGACCAAGUACCAAAACGAUGCUGAGGUGAUGGAGAUAUUCAACCAGAUCCAGGAGCUCUUUGCCCCUCGCUGA
Molecule: messenger RNA, 2015 nt
Organism: Closterium sp. Naga37s-1
Lineage: Eukaryota; Viridiplantae; Streptophyta; Zygnematophyceae; Desmidiales; Closteriaceae
Source: the annotation of a GenBank genome assembly